Messenger RNA from Trichosurus vulpecula (common brushtail), 2248 nucleotides. It is a transcript of the gene NUDCD1, whose product is annotated as NudC domain containing 1. The record is from RefSeq and is a predicted model, not a curated record. Lineage: Eukaryota; Metazoa; Chordata; Mammalia; Diprotodontia; Phalangeridae. Bases 124 to 1878 code for a protein of 584 amino acids. The transcript is spliced from 10 exons.
GACCCUGCUGAGUUCUCUGGGACAGGAUUGAGCUACUCUCCAACCCUGCAACAGCGCAUAGAAACGUGGACCUUUUAACUUCACUUUUAAAGUUGAGACCCGCGCUCAACUUGUCGCGGAGAGAUGGAAGUGGCGGCUAAUUGCUCUUUGCGCGUGAAGCGGCCCCUACUGGACCCACGCUUUGAGGGCUACAAACUCUCCCUGGAGCCUCUGCCCUGUUACCAGCUGGAGCUGGACUCAGCUGUGGCAGAAGUAAAGCUCAGAGAUGAUCAGUAUACACUGGACCACAUGCGUGCCUUUGGCAUGUUUAAUUACCUGCAUUGUGAUUCAUGGAAUCAAGAUAAUAUCUACUUUGUUGAUCAGCUUGGAAGAAUUAUGAACUUAACAGUUACACUGGACACUGCCUUAGGAAAACCAAGAGAGGUUUUCAGACUCCCUACAGAUUUAUCAGCUUAUGACAACCGCCUUUGUGCAUCUCUUCAUUUUACAUCUUCUACAUGGGCUACCCUGUCAGAUGGAACAGGUAGAUUGUAUCUCAUUGGAACCGGGGAGCGUGGAAAUGGUACUUCUGAAAAGUGGGAGAUUGUAUUUAAUGAAGAUCUUGGGGAUCCGUUUGUUGUACUUCACAGUAUUUCCAUCAUAAAAUCUGAAGACCAUUCAAUAGCUACCAUACUUCUUCGAGUUGAGAAAGAAGAAUUAGAUAGGAAAGGAAGUGGCUUCUAUGUUUCUUUGGAGUGGGUUACUAUCAGUAAGAUAAAUAAAGAGAUUCAAAAAUAUGAAAUUACUGAGCGUAAAGUACUCCAUGGUAAAACAGUUCCCUAUUAUGCUGCUAUUGAGCCUGAUGGCAGUGGUCUAAUGAUUGCUUCCUGCAAAUCCUUCAGAUUUGUUCAUGAUGAGAAGCAAGAUGAAGAAAAUAAAGAUGAGAAACUGACAGAGAACAAUAAAGGAGAACCUUUGUAUUACUGGCAGCAGACUGAAGAAGAUUUGACAAUAACAAUACAUCUUUCACAAGAUGUUUCUAAAGAGGACAUUGAAGUACGGUUUUCCCCUGAUCAUUUCAGUAUUGCCCUAAAAAAGCAGCCAUAUUUGGAAGGAAAACUGUAUUCAUCUAUUGAUCAUGAAAGUAGUACAUGGAUAAUUAAAGAGAAUAAAAGUUUGGAAGUGUCUUUGAUUAAGAAGGAUGAAGGACUAACAUGGCCAGAGCUAGUGUUAGGUGAUGAGCGAGGAGAAUUCAUAAGAGAUUCAGCCCAGUGUGCUGCCAUAGCUGAACGUUUGAUGCAUCUGACAUCUGAAGAACUGAAUCCAGAUCCAGACAAGGAAAAACCACCAUGUAAUGCUCAAGAAUUAGAAGAGUGUGAUAUUUUCUUUGAAGAGAGCUCCAGUUUAUGCAGAUUUGAUGGCAGUACUUUGAAGACCACUCAUGUGGUGAAUCUUGGAAGCAACCAGUACCUUUUUUCAGCCUUAGUGGACCCCAAAGAAAUGCCCUGUUUCUGUUUGCGUCAUGACGUAGAUGCCCUACUUUGGCAACCCCACUCUAGCCAACAAGAUGAAAUGUGGGAGCACAUUGCAACUUUCAAUGCUUUAGGCUAUGUCCAAGCAUCGAAGAGAGACAAGAAGUUUUUUGCUUGUGCCCCCAAUUACUCCUACGCUGCCCUUUGUGAGUGCCUGCGCCGAGUGUUCAUCUAUCGUCAGCCCACAGCCAUGUCCACUGUGCUAUAUAACAGAAAGGAGGGAAGGCAGGUUGGGCAGGUUGCUAAGCAGCAGGUAGCCAGCCUGGAAACUAAUGAUCCUAUUUUGGGGUUUCAAGCUACAAAUGAGAGAUUAUUUGUCCUUACUACAAAAAACCUCUUUUUAAUAAAGGUAAAUACAGAUAAUUAAUGAUGUCAACAUGCUGACUUCUCUGUACUUGAGAAAAGUUGAGAAGUAUCUAGAAGGCUGAAAAAUUAAACUGAAUACUGUUGAUUUUAAUGUAAAAAAAAUUGUACUGUAUCUAGUUUUAUUUUUUAAAAGGAUGUCUUCACUGUACUCAGUAGAUUUUUAGCUAUUUGAAAAUUGUAUCAAGUGUUUCAGCUGCAGUGUUAGUUACAGCUCUAAGGGAAAUGACUUUAAUUGAAAAUGCAUGAAUAUGAAUAAUAUGUACAUAUAUAUUUUUGUUAUUUUGAUUUAUUAAAAAAAAAAAAGCUCAGAAUUUGAUCUUUUGUAUGUAGUUGUACCAUGCAGUAUUUGCCCAAUAAAAAUAUUUGCUACA